AUGCCGGGUAAUAAGCACAUUACUGAAACACAGGUUGCUCAGGUAGUUGCUUUAUACAAGCAAGAAGCGUCAACCUCCGAAAUUGCUGCUAGUGUCGGUGUGACAGUCAGAACUGCCCAGCGCUGGAUUAAAAAGUUCAAGGAUGGGGGCGAGAGGGCUCAGCCCCAGGUUGGAACAUCAACAGGGCGAAAGAGGAAACUAACCAAUAGAGACCUCAGAUUUCUUCGAAUUGCUAUUGAGAAGAACCCAAGGGCUUCCUCUAAACAGCUGAAGGAGCAAAACAGGAAAAUCUUCAGUCAUAUCUGUGCCAGAACCCUAAGAAAGUACAUAAAGGACGGCUUAGGCUACUGUUGUCUUACUGCCAAGAAAAAACCGCUCCUGACGAGGCGUCACAUUAGGAAUCGCCUUUCAUAUGCUAGGCGUAUGUUGAAGAAUUUAACCCUCCAGCACUUUAAAGGGAUCCUUUAUAGUGACGAAGUCACAUUCAGAGUGUCCUCAGGCCCUUCGGGGAAGGUUUACCGAUCCCGUAGUAGUGACCCUUACCGGGAGAAGUACGUGAAUACGACCACGAAGCACCCUGAUUCUUUGAUGUUCUGGGGUUGCUUUUCAUACCACGGCAAAGGGGCGUUGGUAACACUUCCCAAGAAUGUUACUAUGAACCAGUACAACUACUCUGAGCUGUUAAUGGAAUAUUUGGUACCGUCAAUGGUCAAAUGUAAUGCAAAGGUGUUCAUGCAGGACGGUGCCCCUGUCAUAGGGCAAAAAAACAGUCACUGA
Macrobrachium nipponense is the source of this 777-nucleotide messenger RNA. RefSeq lists its product as uncharacterized. The record is from RefSeq and is a predicted model, not a curated record. The coding region runs from base 1 to 777 and encodes 258 amino acids. Gene Ontology annotation, molecular function: DNA binding. The transcript has a single exon. Gene Ontology annotation, biological process: DNA transposition; DNA integration. Lineage: Eukaryota; Metazoa; Arthropoda; Malacostraca; Decapoda; Palaemonidae.